Messenger RNA from Tupaia belangeri chinensis (Chinese tree shrew), 1212 nucleotides. RefSeq names its product suppressor APC domain containing 2 (gene SAPCD2). Bases 1 to 1212 code for a protein of 403 amino acids. The transcript has 8 exons. The record is from RefSeq and is a predicted model, not a curated record. Lineage: Eukaryota; Metazoa; Chordata; Mammalia; Scandentia; Tupaiidae.
AUGGGGAUCUGGGGCAAGGGAGAAAGUAGCUUUGUCCUGCAGCUGGCGGGCCAGGCCAGACUGUCCCCAGGGGCUAGAGGAGGAGCUAGCAGCCACGGGCACAGAGAAGCCUCUGUGAGAGAAAGCGCCCAGCUGGCGGGAGCCACUCAUCCUCCUGGGGCCCUCCUGGUGCAAGAAAACGGAGAAGGGCCCCCGAGUCCCGGUGCCUAUGGCCAAGAGGACUUGUCGGAGGACCUAGGGGACUGGAGAGAAGAGGCAGGAGCCCCCCUUCUUAUCCUCAAGGCUCCCUGGUGCAAGUUUCUGGGAGUUGCACUUAUGCCCCCAGGGAAGCUGACCUACAACCUGCCCUUGUGGCCCCUGUGGAGGCCCUCUGCGGGGCUCACAUUUCAGUGGCACCAGGAGCCCUCAGAACACUGGCUUAUGGCUGGGUCACACAAGCCAGAGGUUCUGCAGAAGCUGGGGCUCCCCACCAGCCCGGUGCCUCGGCCCAGUGCAGAUGAGGGUACAGCGGCAUGCAGGACCCUGGAGGUAGGCUCAGGGGAUGCUCGGCGGGGCCCCCGUGCGCGAGGCGAGCAUCGUCGCAGGCACACCAUCACCAACGGGGCGGACUGUGGCCUGCUGCAGCAGGCAGCGGAGCUGGAGCAGGAGGAGGAGGUGCUGCUGCGGGGCCUGGAGAUGAUGGCGCAGGGCCGUGACUGGUACCAGCAGCAGCUGCGGCGGGUGCAGGAGCGCCGACACCGUCUGGCCCAGGGCCGCACCAGCACCGACUUGGAGGCUGCAGGGAGCCCCCGCCCACUGGGGUGCCUACUGCCCAAGGUCCAAGAGGUGGCCCGGUGCCUGGGGGAGCUGCUGGCCGCAGCCUGCACUGGCACGGCUCUGCCCUCGGCCUCCGUGGGGCCCCAGUGCCCUGCCCCGGCUCCUGGCCCACCCUCGGCGCCUGGCUGGCAGCACCAGACGGUCCUCAUGCUGAAGGAGCACAACCGGCUCCUCACCCAGGAGGUGACCGCCAAGAGCGCGCGCAUCGCCCAGCUGCAGCGGGAGAAGGCCACCCUCAUCCAGCAGCUGUUCGAGGCGCGUGCCCUCAGCCAGCAGGACGCCGGCGCGCGCAUCGCCCAGCUGCAGCGGGAGAAGGCCACCCUCAUCCAGCAGCUGUUCGAGGCGCGUGCCCUCAGCCAGCAGGACGCCGGGCCUCUGGACUCCACCUUCAUCUAG